CGACUCGCGAGCGGCGGUGAGAUUCCAGCCAGAGUCCACCCUUUCCUUUUUAGUGCUUGUUUUCCAGUUGCGCGCAGUGGUCGUGUUUCGCGUGUGGUUCUUCGGAUUUUUGACGGAUGCGGGAGCCGAUUUCGGUGCGGAUGCUCUCUCUCACGUGUGCGGAUUUUGAAAUUGAAGCUCGCGGGCGGGUUUAGUGAGAGCGAAAGAGCGAGAGAGUUCGCGAAUUAUCAUCGCGUUCGAUGGUGUUUCUCACGGUUGUUGAUGUGCUUGCUUACAACGUGGGUAGUGUGUGUUGAUUACAAUUGCCGAUUGUCACACUUGAGUGAAUCUUCUAGGGAUAACCGACCGCGGUGUUAGUUUUCCGUUGUUUUUUGUCGAGUUGUGUCUUCUUCGGGCUGUUGCACAAAACGUAUUUCGUUCGGCGACGGUGAUUUGAUGGUUUUUAUGGAAAUGGGAAGUGAUUAAGUGAGUUAAAAGGAAACCAGUUCUUGUGAUGUGAAAGAGAUAGUUUAUGGUGAUUGUUUGGCGAAGAAUUACGCCUCGAUCUGUGUUGGUAGCGAGAUUCCUAGUGCAGGAAUGAUAAAAUUGCGUGUUCCUUUGAACGCACUCGCAUUUUGGUUUUCUAUGGAGUGAUGCAUGCAGCUGGUCGGAAAAGAGAACCCAUCGGAGAGUGCACCUAGUGAAACAAUAACGUGUUGAUGAGAGAGCGAAAAGCAGAGCAUCAGCAGAAAUCAGCGGAGCAGAGAAGAUUCACAUGGAAAUCUAUAGUGAGUGAAAAUAAUUUUUCUCGCUGGUCGAUGGCAGUAGGCUGCGUGUGUUGAAAAAAAAAAAACGAGUCUCGUGUGUUAUGCUAUGUGUGGCCUAGCCUGCUGAGCCUUAUUAGCGAGCAAGAAAUAUCGGUCUGUUUCAAAGCGGUACGCGUUUGUUGGGUUUUUGUAUGAUGUUUUUAUUUGCUGGAGGUGUGUUUCGUUAAUUUGUUGGAAGAACGAAAAAGUCUAGCCAGAGCUGGUUGAGAUUCGAGGGGUUUCCGAGUGAAUUAUUGGUGCAGAUCUGCUAGUCAAAGUUCGGUGGUGUGUCGCCUACUUUUUUCCGUGGUGUGUCCAAGAGGUGCUCUAGAAGUCCCGACGUACUAGGGAAAAGAAAUAUUGAUCCGGUGAAACCAGAAGCGAGGAAGCAAGGAGAAGAUUGCUGUGAUUCGUGAAAAAAGUGAGUGUGAAGUUCGUGUAUUGUCGUUGAACACCAGCCAGUCUGAAUCAGCGUGUGUGUCUCUGCUGGGAUUAUCGAUCUUGGUGUGUCCCGAAACGGUGCCAUAUGGAUUAGAAGAGGACACCCCUGCUCUGCAUUCACGUGGAUUUGUGUCUAAAUAAAUGUCACGUCCUGCAAUCAUUCGCUAAAAUCGGGUCAAAAGUAGCAGCUGCUGCUGCUGCUAGUGGUAGUGUUGCUUACACCGGAAGAACCCCCUUCCGGAAGCAAUGACCGAUGAAAGUCCUCCGCGUCGUUUGUCGCAAAUCUUCGAUCCACUGACGAGCCUGACCGACCUCGAACAAAUCCAGCAGCAAAUCCAGCAACACCAGCAGCACCUUCAGCAGCAAAACCACCUAAAAUAUGGCACCGGCCAUAGCCAUGGCCACGGUUUGCACCAGUCCGGCAGUGGGUACAAUUACAAUACGGCCUCCUCUUCGACAUCGCUAUCAUCGGCCUCGAAUCAAAGUGCCAAGCUCAGCUCGAGCAGUUCGACCAGCAGCUACAUCGGUGGUCCUCCGCCGGGCCUCAACCGCAUCGUAAUGGGAUCCCGUUCGACCCCCAACAGUCCCCGGAUGAUGGCCCGGCGUGGUGUUAGUGGUUCUGCUGCCAGUGGUAGUUGUAGUAGUAGUAGACCCCCGAUGGUUCCACCGCGGACGGGAGGAGGAGGAGGAGGUCCUUCGCCGAAUGCGGCCGUCAUUGCGAACCCUUCGCUGGCGGCGUUGGAUUCCGAUGCGCCGUGGCCGCCCUUCAGUAGCCUCACCGACAGCCUCGAUGUCCAUCAGGUGAACAACUACCAUCAGGGACUUCCGGAGAUUAAUUGGCAGGAGCGGUGUCUGGAACUGCAGCUCGAGUUGCAUCGGUCGCGGAACCAGGCGGGACGAGUUCGAGAUAUGCUGCGUGAAAAGCUCUCCGAGCUCGAGCAGAGGGUCAUCGAAGCCGAGGAACGGGCCGAUGAAGCCGAGGAUAAGGUCCGGGCCAUGGAGCAACGACUGUGUGACUGGCCCAAGCCACAGAGCAUAACUGGGCCAUCCGGAAGCAGUGGCCUGAACAGUACUGGUGCAGCGCAAGGCCCCAGCUCCAACUCCAAAGCCCCCAUCGAGAAGGUCAAAAUCACGCAGCUCGAGUCGGCCGUCGAGGAGCAGAAACAGCUGAGGCUUCAGGACGCCCGCCAGGUCGGUGCCAAGGCGGCCAAAAUCAAGGAGUGGGUCACCAACAAGCUGCGCGAGCUCGAGGAGCAGAACCAGCUCCUGAGGGAGCAGAACAUCAAGUGCAAUCAACAGUUAGAGUUGUUAAGGAACCACAUCGCAACCCAAAGCAGUAGACAUAGUAUACAGCAACCCGUUAGAUCUAGUUUAAGCUUAGACGUACAGGACUACAAACGGCGCAGCGGUCGACGGCGGAGCGAAUCGUUAGAUCCGCCGGAGCAUCGCUCCCUCUUGACGUCCUCUUCCGUGCACCACCAUCGGCGAAAUCUCUCGAUGGAACCUCAGGAAUUAGCUAGAGACUUAGCGGCCGCCGUCGACGGCCUUAACCUAAUACCCCUCGUUCCGGGCCAUCAGCCCAGUCCCAACUCGGACGUGGACACCGCGCAUGACUACGCGGAAAUCUACACGCCUUCGCGCGAGAAGGCCCCCACCUGGCUCAAAGGGCUGCCCAGCGGGGGCUCCAGUACGACCACCUCGGACUCGGUGGCCGACCUGGGGACCCCGCGACCCCCGACGCCUCCACUCCAUCGGUUUCCCAGCUGGGAAGCGAAGAUCUACCAGGUGGCCAACGAUGGCCUAGCGGGUGACGAGAACGAAUCUCAGGACCAGGAGUCCGGGUCCGGAAUGACGUCCAGCGUCGGGAUGAACUCCCGCUCGCAAACCGUGUCCGGUGGAUACUGUGAUAUUAGUGUACCGGUUUACGCCACCGUUAAAGGGCGUGCUUCCCAGAUCCGAUCGAUGCCAUUUACCGGAGAUUCCAGCGACGACAGCAGCGACGGCGAAGAUCAUGGUGCCAUUAUGACCUGUGCUACGUCCACCCACAAUUCGCACAACUCAACCAGCACGGACAAUACCGAGACGAGCACCUCGGGCAGUGCGUCUAGUCCCUCGAAGAGUCUCAAAACCUCCUCUAGUCUGAGUCCCGCCAAGCGCAGCGGGUCCGAAAGUCCAAAGAAUAAAGCACGAGUAAUUUCAGAAAUGUCCUUUGAAUCAGGGCUGUCCGACGACUACGCGAUACCACCGGACGCCGUAUCGGCCGUGGACACUACCUGCAUGGACGCGUCGAUGCCCUCGCUGCUGAUGCGAACCUCGUACGCCGAUUCGCCGAAAAAGAUGGAAACCUUGGAGAAGGUUGGUCACCUUGCGAAGCUGGGCGGCAAGCUGAAGACGUGGCGCAAGCGGUGGUUCGUGCUGAAGAACGGCCAGCUGACGUACUGGAAGAGCCAGCAUGACGUGAACCGGAAACCUCAGGGAACGAUCGCACUGGACGAGGCGUGCCGGAUAAACCGGGCGGAGGGAGCGUCCACGUUCGAGAUCGAUACGGGCAAGAAGGUGUACUAUCUGACGGCCGAUUCCAACGCGACGAUGGACGACUGGAUACGGGUGCUGCAGAACGUCCAAAGGCGGAACGCCACGAAGCUGCUGCUCAGCCGGGACGAUCAGAAGCCGACGCUGCAGGGUUGGGUUACCAAGGUGAAGAAUGGCCACGCUAAGAAGUGCUGGUGCGUGCUGCUGGGGAAGAUGUUCCUGUACUUCAAGGCACCCGGGGAGACGAAUCCUUUGGGUCAGAUCAACAUGCGGGACGCUCGGGUGGAAGAGGUGGAGCAUGUUUCCGAUUCGGAUUCGGAAGAACGCGAGGACCCUGCUCAAAGCCAAGCGAGACUGACCGUGGCCAUUUAUCCGCAGCAACAGGGAGUGGGGCCAACCUAUUUGAUUUUACCUGGAAAGCAAGAACGAGACAAUUGGUUGUAUCAUCUAACGGUGGUUUCCGGUGGAGGACCAAAUGCCGGUACCCAAUACGAGCAACUCAUCCAGAAACUGAUGGAAACUGAUGGCGAUCCCAAUUGCGUUCUCUGGAGGCAUCCGAUUUUACUGCACACCAAGGACAACAUAACCUCACCACUGACUUCGUUACAUUCCGAAACGCUUCAAGCGGAAGCCAUCAAGCUCUUCAAGAGCUGCCAACUGUUCAUGUCGGUGGCGGUAAACCAACCGGGCAUCGAUUACCACGUGGUCCUAGCCCAAAAUGCCCUACAGCAGUGCCUGGACAUGCCGGAACUGCAAUCGGAACUGAUUUGCACGUUAAUAAAGCAAACGUCCCGCCAUACCGGUCAGAAGCUGGGUGUAGGUGUCCAGGUAAACAAAAAACUGGGCAUACCGGCUCGUCUUCCACCUUUCGACCGGUGGUAUCGGUUACGAUUAUCAUUGAAAACCCGGCGACACUUCCACCAACACCACCAGCAGAGCCACCGCCACCAGCUCUACCUGAAUAAGGUCGUGAAACGUGAGCAACAAUUGCUGUUGUGUGCCACGCAGAGUUUGUUCACCUGCGAUACGCUACAGGGCAAUGCCUCUCAAGCGAAUGGGAGCUCACCAACUUCCAUUCAGGCGCCUUCGGUUCCUCCGAUCGACUGCAAAUCGAACCCGCCGGCGUACACGUUCAUCCAGGGCUGGCAGCUCCUCUCGCUUGCUGUGUCGCUAUUCGUGCCAAAGAACAAUCGCCUACUGUGGUACCUCAAGUUGCACCUUUCUCGCAACGCCGAUUCGAAAACCGAGUGCGGCAAAUACGCGGCCUACUGUGAGCGAGCGCUGGAGCGAACCAUGCAGAACGGAGGCCGUGAAACGAAACCCUCGCGGAUGGAGGUGUUGUCGAUCUUGCUGAAGAACCCGUACCAUCACUCGUUGCCGCAUGCCAUUCCGGUGCACAUGAUGAACGGUACCUACCAGGUGGUUUCGUUCGAUGGGUCGUCCACGAUCGAGGAGUUCCACUCGACGCUGGCGCAGGAGAUUGGCUGCCGCGACGGGACCAAUGGCUUUACGCUGUUCAGUGACGACCCGAUCGAGAAGGACCUGGAGCACUAUCUGGAUCCGCAGGCGAAGCUUUGCGACGUCAUCUCCAAGUGGGAAACCGCUCUCCGCGAGAAGGGUUCCGGCAAGUUCGAAAACUCCCGGGUCAUCCAGCUGACGUACAAAAACCGCCUCUACUGGAAGCACGCGGCCAAGCUGGAAACGGAAAAGGAACGUCUGCUGCUCAGCUACCAGAUCAACCAGCAAGUUGUUCAAGGACGCUUUCCCUUGUCUCGGGAUCUGGCGUUGGAGUUGGCCUCGCUGAUGGCUCAGAUCGACAUGGGCGACUACGCAGCGGACAAGUCGAAGACGAGUUCCCUGCAAGCGUUGGACAAGUUCUAUCCGUAUCGCUACCGAGAUGCCCUCACGCCGGAUGGAUUGAAGGAACUUCAAGAAGUCGUGGCCAGCAAGUGGUCCCUGCUGAAGGGCCGUUCCGUGGUGGACUGCGUCCGGAUAUAUCUGACAUGUGCCCGGAAGUGGCCCUUUUUCGGUGCUGCCCUCUUCCAAGCCAAACCUCGACAUUCCGACCAGGCGAUGGCAUGGCUGGCCGUUUCCGAGGACGCCCUCAGUGUGUUGGAGCUGUCGUCGAUGGCAUCGAUCGCCCGCUAUCCGUACAGUUCGGUGAUGACCUUCGGUGGUUGUCAGGACGAUUUCAUGCUGGUGGUCAGUGCGGACGAUACCCUGGCGGGAAGCCCCGAGCAGAAGCUCCUGUUCGCCAUGAGUAAACCAAAGAUUCUGGAGAUAACGCUCCUCAUAGCGGACUAUAUGAAUGCUCUGGGGCACACCCUGCCCGGAACGCCUCAGAUGAAUACUCUUACGAGGAACGGAAGCCAUCGAAGUAUUAGAUCCCGCGUGCAUCCGGGUUCGUGCACGGGAACCCCGGCCCACAAUACGCUCAACUCGUCGCAUGCCAACACCACCCACGCCCACAACACGCUCACGUCCCACUCGCAUACGCUCAAUUCGCACGUCAGCCACACCCUGAGCUCGCACGGCCAGCCGGACAUCCUCAAGAGCACCCCGGACCACCAGCGGCGCUAGGUCCGAUGGAAGGAUGGAGGAACAACGGUCGGUCGGUAAGAUACUACGCACAACAUACAAUGCCGUCACAUCGCAAUCAGUCACACACAUACGGAACAAUCGACUUUGGAGAAGAGUAGGCCACAUUUUUUAGUGUGCGGUGUAUUUUGAUUUACACGUUUUUUUUUUCACGCUAUCGCGCGCUUGCUGCGAUUGAGAUUUGGUUGUCCCGUCAGAGUUCGUUGCCAUGGAGCGUAUAUCUAGUGUUGAUAUUAGUUUUGUACAAGGCGGUCUACCGUGUUUUAGGCAUUUAAUUACCAUAUUUUUACCAUAACUAAGUACACAUCUAGGCAGCUAAGGUAAUAAAUUUGUAACAUCCUGUGAAAAGUUUUAAGUUUUUGUUUGAAUCUUCUUUGUUUCGGUCCUAACAUAUCUAAUUUAAUGUAAAUAUGUUUUUUUACUUCUAAGCGAAUACUAAGUCAAACUCCCGUACUCCAGUGUAAAGGAAGAAUGUUCAAAUAAUUUUCCCGAGUGCUCGAUUAAUUUAGAAAUAAUGAUUUCAAUUAGUACUUUAAACAUUCUUAGUUUGUAAAAUUUAAAAAAAUCUAACCAAAAAUCUAUAAACUAAUACAAACUGAGAGAGGCAUGCGUCAAAACAGGAAAAAGGAGUCAGUUGACGAGAAGACAAAAGGAGAGCUAAUUUCAGCGAAAACUUGUUACAGAUGAGAAAAAAAUAGGAAAACAUUGUGAUUUUUACGCAAAACUAUAUUUAGACAGUAAAAAAAAUAGUUAUACUACGACAGAACGAAAAAAAAAUAAAUGUGAAGAAAGUUAACUUGACUAUAACCGGAAACUAUACACAAACACUCACAUACUCACACGCGCAGUAAUAGAAGGGAUAAAAAGGAUAGUUUAGAGCAAUGCUGACAAGAGUAGAAAAAACAAAGCAUGAAGUAGGGCCACUAUAUUGGCCAAAACAGGGCGUACCACUUACAUAUAUUCGGCAAUUCUUCAUUGUUUGUUACACAAAGACACACGGACACAGUCACUCCAUCUACCGGACAUUUUGGUAAUAAUCUCGAACCGCACUAUAAACGAAGAGUCGUCAGUAGGAAAUGUGUACUCUCGGGAGGAUCUAUGUAUAUGAAUGCCUCUUUCAGCAGAAUAGUGUUUUGAAAUUCUCAUUUGAAAACAAAACCAUAAAGAAGAAAUGAAUGUGGUAGGUGCGCGGGGGAAACGAGGCCAUAGAAUGUGUGUAUCGUGGUAGUAUGUACCAGAAUUAUUGGUGGAAAGGGGGGAAGGGAAAACGUAAAAUCAAAGAAGCUGUAAAAUUGAGUGGAGAAUAGAACUAGCGGGCAACGAUGAUUGUUUACUAA
Aedes albopictus (Asian tiger mosquito) is the source of this 7693-nucleotide messenger RNA. RefSeq lists its product as uncharacterized. Lineage: Eukaryota; Metazoa; Arthropoda; Insecta; Diptera; Culicidae. The record is from RefSeq and is a predicted model, not a curated record. Gene Ontology annotation, cellular component: cytoskeleton. The transcript is spliced from 20 exons. Bases 1473 to 6338 code for a protein of 1621 amino acids.